AUGUUUAACGUUACAGAAACCAUCCCAAACGACUAUGGAAUUUUAUCAUUACUACAGAUAAUCGUGUUGCAGUAUUUCGAACACCUCCACUCUACCUGUUUCAUCAAACAGUCUGCCGACGAUGAUCUGCUGGGUAACUUAAUUGUACCCUAUCCUUCUUUCUGGCUUACGUUCGAUGAAGCUAAUGAGUUUCUAUUCCUGAAUUCUAUCGAAGCAGGGUGCCAGUCGUUUGUAUUAACGGAAACAGUUGCGCUGAACUUCCUGGAGAUUUUCGAAAGCAUACACGAUCAAGCGAUCCAUCGAUUCCCCAACAAAUACGUAAUUGUUCUGGUUCAUCCAGCAUCAAACGCAUCGAUAAUUAACCGCCUCGUUGAUCACAAAACCUUACGCGAUAUUCCACGAUUUCUUAUUCUAUUCCCAAGCGAGGUCGAUAGAAUUGAUUUAAUUACAAAAAAGUUUGUCAGUGGAGAAAAUGAUCGGGAUAUCAUUAUCUUGGACAGUUACAUUCCGUCACGUGGUAGCUUCGUACAUAAACGACAUUUAUUCCCAGAUAAGCUACAGAACUUGGAGGGCCAACUAUUACGGUUGGCCAUAUUCAACUAUUCUCCGUACACUGUUUGGAGGGAGGUUUAUGCCAGCCGAAACUCGAACGCGUUUUACAAUGGCACAACUGGGAUCUACGUGGAUGGAACGGAAAUACAGUUAUUUCUCGAAUUCUGCGCAAAGUUUAACUGUACUUUGGAAAUAUCAUUGGAGGAAGAAGAUGAGUGGGGUGAGAUUUUCGAUAAUCGGACCGGCAACGGAAUUAUCGGUGCUGUGGUGGAACGGCGAGCUGACAUAGGUUUAGGAGCCCUAUAUUCAUGGCAUCAUGAAAAUCUCUAUCUAACCCUUUCGAAGCCAAUUUCAAGAACAGGAGUAACCUGCAUCACUCCUAAGCCGCAACUGUUGAGCAGCUGGAUGACACCGCUACUGCCGUUUUCGUUAAAUUUGUGGAUUGCAGUGUUGACAACGUUUGUAGUCAUGAGUAUUUUUCUAAUGCUUAUGGAGUUUUUAAUACAAAAUGUACUACUGGAACAAAAUCGUCCCCUUGAUAUCUGCACAUCGUUCAUGACUAUUGGUUGCAUAUUUAUCCUUCAAACCGUUAAUCUGACUGUCAACCGGAGCACAUUUGUGACUCAGAGGAUCAUCAUGGCUUCACUGCUCUUCGUGGGACUAAUGAUCGGUAACAUAUACAGCGGUGGACUUUCCAGUCUGAUGACUCUACCACGCUACGAACAACCAAUAAACACAGUCCAGGACUUGGCCGAUAGCAACAUGCACUGGGCUUCGACUCAUGAUGCGUGGACUUUCUCGAUACUGAUGGCAACACAACCUACGAUCGUGAAGCUAUUACAUAAUUUUGAGAAACAUCCCAAAGAGGUUCUACACCGAAGUGCCAUGCAUCAGGCUUUCAGUUUCGGUAUUGAACGGUUACCGUAUGGUCAUUUUGCGGUAGGCGAUUACAUUGAUAAAGAAAUAGCACACAAAUAUCACUUCAUGAUCGAAGACAUCUACUUUGAGCAUUGCGUUGCAAUGUCCAGCAAAACUUGGCCAAUGAUGGAACAUCUAGACGCGCUAAUUUUGGUUAUAUUUCAGAGCGGUAUUCAACGUUACUGGGAACAGAAGGUGAUUUCGAGUUACGAAGAUGGUGAGGUGCAACUGGCCAUCAGUACCUCCCGCCACCGGGAAAGUCCUGGACCAAUAACAUUGCAACCAUCUCAUCUGCUGGGCGCGUUUCUGAUGCUUGCAAUUGGAUUGGUUGGUGGGGGUGUGGUGUUUCUGUUUGAGCUUUUGUAUGUGAAUUGGGACAACAGAUGGAAUAAUCAGCAGGAGUCGUAAGAUUUGAAAUUAUCGGACUAAUCACAAUCUAUUACCAUUGCAUUAUUACUGGACAGUGUAGAAUGCUUGCUUCUUUCACGGACCAGUUGAGCAAUUGAUUUUUUCACCUUUUUCUCUUCUCAUUGUUUAGGAAAUUAGAAUAGAAAAAAACUAGGAUUGUAUUCAAUAUUUUUUGGUCGGUUUUAUUGAAAUUCACAAGCUUUGGUUCCAUUGGUUCUCUUCAUAUGCCGCAUAACUGAUAAUGUCAGUUUUAUUACUU
This is a messenger RNA of Topomyia yanbarensis, 2137 nucleotides long. RefSeq lists its product as uncharacterized. NCBI's taxonomy places the organism in Eukaryota, Metazoa, Arthropoda, Insecta, Diptera, Culicidae. Gene Ontology annotation, molecular function: ligand-gated monoatomic ion channel activity. The record is from RefSeq and is a predicted model, not a curated record. The transcript has 4 exons. Gene Ontology annotation, cellular component: membrane. Bases 1 to 1878 code for a protein of 625 amino acids.